AUGUAUCUCUUCGGAGGUAACAAGCCCUGGGAUGCGUCCCAAUUCACUGCCUCAGACGACCGCGUCCGGGGCGGCAAGUCCCAGUCCUACCUGACCGUGGUCCCGGCCCCACCAGCACCAGCGUCAGGGUCCCAGGCCGAGUUUUCGGGCCACCUGGACAUCACGGCCCUGGGCGGCGCCGGGUUCGCCUCGCAGCGCACCGCCGACGGCGUGCCGGGCUGGGACGUCUCGGGCUACGACGCAUUGGUGCUGGACGUCGCGCGCGCCGACGCCCGCAAGUACACACUCACCCUCAAGGACGAGGUGCUGCCCCGGCGGCCGGACGGGCGGGACCAGAGCACCGUCAGCUGGGAGUACGACUUUGUCGUCAAGCCUGACAGGGACGGUGUUGCUGCUGGCGCUGGCAGCACGGCUGGCUCAACCCGGGUGGUGAUUCCGUUCGGCGAGUUUCAGCCUACGUACCGUGGCAAGCCGAAAUCUGACGCUGAGCCGCUGGAUCUGAAAAACGUCAAGCGAAUCAGUUUUAUGAUGAGAAGUUUCUUCGGUGACCAGGAGGGCGACUUCUCCGUCGUCUUCAACUCGGUGGCAGUGGAGAAAAGGGGCGGAGACAGAGAUGGCUCGAUUGACUCAGUGGCUGCAGCAAAGGUUGCGCAACACGAGGGACCGCCUGGAGAGAGUGGUGCCAAGGGCAGCACUUUGACGACAUGGAUUGGAAGAUUAUGCGGCUGGGGCAGGUGA
Molecule: messenger RNA, 738 nt
Organism: Diaporthe amygdali
Lineage: Eukaryota; Fungi; Ascomycota; Sordariomycetes; Diaporthales; Diaporthaceae
Exons: 3
Coding region: 1-738 (245 amino acids)
Biological process (GO): NADH dehydrogenase complex assembly
Source: RefSeq, a predicted model, not a curated record